AUGCAAAAAAUUACUUGCCUGUCAAAUUAAAUUGUUGCUUACUUCGAUAUUGCCCCUUUAAAUUUAAAUUAACUUUCAAAUAAAUAGUAGAAUUAUAACAAUUUUCUCUGCCAACUGAAUAUGGCGUAUGAAGCCUUGCUUGCCAUUUUAAAUAAGGCAAAUGAUUCAACAAAAGUUAGUUAUUAUACAAGAGGACUUAAUUAACUUAUUAUAUAUUUUCUUAAUCAUAAAAUAAAAAAAGAUUAAGGAUUUUAAUUAAUGCUUUAUUUUGUAUCAAAAUUUUAUGAAUUUUAAUAAAUAUGA
This is a messenger RNA of Paramecium sonneborni, 303 nucleotides long. The record is from the annotation of a GenBank genome assembly. Lineage: Eukaryota; Ciliophora; Oligohymenophorea; Peniculida; Parameciidae.